Populus trichocarpa (black cottonwood) is the source of this 1301-nucleotide messenger RNA. RefSeq names its product probable carboxylesterase 15. NCBI's taxonomy places the organism in Eukaryota, Viridiplantae, Streptophyta, Magnoliopsida, Malpighiales, Salicaceae. Bases 164 to 1141 code for a protein of 325 amino acids. The transcript is spliced from 2 exons. The record is from RefSeq and is a predicted model, not a curated record. Gene Ontology annotation, molecular function: hydrolase activity.
UCACAUUUCGAAAAAACUAUCUGCCUUCUCCACUCCAACUCACCCAUCCUUCCCCCUCCCUUUUCCCCUUUCUAAUUCUGCCUAUAUAUACCUCCCAUAUUAGGCCAUUACCUCCAUUGCCAACCAUCAUCGUCUCCUAUAGAGAAGAGAAACCAUAGCAGAAAUGGGUUCCCUCCCUCAUGUAGUAGAAGAUUGCGGGGGUGUUGUCCAACUCUUCAGUGAUGGCACCAUUUAUAGGUCCAAAGACAUAGGGUUCCCCAUCCCAAUCAUCAAUGACCAGUCCAUCGUCUUCAAGGACUGCCUCUUUGACAAAACAAACAACCUCCACCUCCGUCUCUACAAACCCACUUCAAUGUCACCGUCAUCCCCUGCAAAGAAGUUUUCUGUCAUUCUUUUCCUUCAUGGAGGUGGCUUUUGUGUAGGCACGCGUGACUGGCCUAACUUUCACAACUGCUGCCUUAAACUAGCUUCUGGGCUCAACGCCCUCGUUGUGGCCCCGGACUAUCGUUUGGCCCCAGAACAUAGGCUCCCGGCGGCCAUGGAGGAUGGAUAUAGUGCCUUGCAGUGGCUCCAAGCUCAGGUUUUGAGCGACAAAGGUGAUGCAUGGGUCAAUGGUGGUGAGGUUGACUAUGACCAGGUUUUUAUCUUGGGUGACUCGUCUGGUGGCAAUAUUGCACACCACUUAGCCGUUCAGAUCGGGGCUGGUUCGACUGGGUUGGCUCCAGUUCGGGUAAGAGGAUAUAUCCUAAUGGCACCAUUUUUUGGAGGGGUUGCCAGGACAAAAUCAGAGGAAGGGCCUAGUGAACACUUGUUGAACUUGGAAAUACUGGAUCGCUUUUGGAGGCUAUCUAUGCCUGCUGGAGCAAGUAGGGACCACCCCUUGGCUAACCCAUUUGGACCAGGUAGCUUGAAUAUUGAACUGGUGGCUCUUGAUCCAAUCUUGGUGAUUGUAGGUAGCUGUGAAUUGUUGAGAGAUAGAAGUGAGGAUUAUGCAAGGAGGUUGAAAGAGAUGGGGAAGAAAAUUGAGUACGUUGAAUUUGAGGGGAAGCAGCACGGUUUCUUCACCAAUGAUCCUUACUCAGAAGCUUCAGAAGAGGUUAUUCAAGGCAUGAAGAGGUUUAUGAUCGAGAACUCUUGUUAAAAGAAUAAUACCUCAAGUCUUCAUGAUCUAGUCAUUACUGCCUAGCUAGCUAGCUUGAUAUUGGUAAUAAUUACUUUUUUCGUAAUCGCAGGGGCCUAUAAUUAAACUUAUUACUCAUGUAUGGGAUUAUAGCAUAUAAAGAAGCUUGCUCGAUCAUAAA